UUGAGUGAGAGAGAGUGAGUCAAAAACAGAAAGCCACAAAGAAACCACCAUUUUUAGGACCAGAAGAAAUACGCGUGCUCAAUAAGCCAAAAUUCUUCUUCUUCAUCAUCUUCAACCUUUUCUAGAUCUUCACACACAGUCACACAGUGACCUUCUUCAGAUCUCACACAUUCGCAUAUUUUCUUUUCUGGGUUGUGACCAAGAAUUCAAGCUUUUCACAGAUUUAUUUUGCCUUUUUUCAACAACCCCAUUUCGUUUUUCUCCAGAUCUGAUGAAAAUGAGCUGAUUUUUGACGCCCCUUUAGUUUAAUAUACUAGAAUAUUUAUUUAUAUUAGUAGAUAGUAACAUUUUCUGAUUGAUUUUUUUCUUCACUAAGUGAUCAAGAAAUGCAAUCGGGAAAUGCUGCGGUGGCGGUGCCGGAGAAAAUGAACGGCAAUGGAGUAGGAGGAGAGGCGGUGGCGGUGGCACUGCCGCGACAGCAUCAGCAUCAACAGCAAUGGUUUCAUCCCCAGCAAGUGGAUGAGAGGGACGGGUUUAUAUCGUGGUUAAGAGGGGAAUUUGCAGCAUCAAAUGCUAUAAUUGAUGCGUUGUGUCAUCAUCUUAGGUUAGUAGGGGAACCUGGUGAGUAUGAUGGAGUGAUUGGGUGUGUACAACAAAGGAGAGCUAAUUGGAAUAGUGUGCUCCAUAUGCAGCAGUACCAUUCAGUGGCUGAGGUGAUCUAUUCAUUACACCAGGUGGAAUGGAUGAAGCAGCAAAAGGGUUUUGAUGGAGGGGUUAAGAAGUUGGAAAAGAGGAAUGGGUCUAGAGGAGGAGGAGGGGGUUGGAAAAGUGAGGGAUUGAAAGAUGGAAAAGAGAGUCAGGGUCAGAAUUUUUCUUUGGAUGCUCACAGUAAAACCAAUGGGGUUGAAAAGAUUGAUGUUGUAGAAGUGAAGCAAGGGGAGAAGAAAGAAUUGGCUGCAAACCCAGAAGCAAAUAGCUCAGUGAAGAGUUCAGUUUGCACAGAAGCUGGCGACUCACAAGGUGAAGUAGACAAAACUGAUGAUAAACGUGAUUCAAACUCUGAAGGGUCUUCUAAUGUGGAGAGCGAAUCCCAUUCCAUCCAAGUACCAACUGAGAAGCAGAAUGUUGUACCAAAAACUUUUGUUGCUACAGAGAUAUACGAUGGAAAACCGGUUAAUGUUGUUGAUGGCAUGAAACUUUACGAAGAAUUGCUUAGCAGUUCAGAAGUGUCAAAACUGGUUACUUUGGUAAAUGAUUUGAGAGCUGCUGGUAGAAGAGGACAGCUUCCUGCACAGGCAUUUAUAGUCUCAAAGAGACCUAUGAAGGGGCAUGGAAGGGAGAUGGUCCAGUUGGGCCUUCCCAUUGUAGAUGCACCUCCCGAGGAAGAAACCGCCAUUUCAACAUAUAAAGACCGGAAAACGGAAGCAAUACCUGGCCUGUUCCAAGAUGUUAUUGAUCGACUGAGUGCUAUGGAAGCAUUGUCCGUGAAGCCGGAUGCUUGCGUUAUUGAUAUCUUCAAUGAGGGGGACCACUCACAGCCUCAUUUAUGGCCUUAUUGGUACGGACGACCAAUAUCUAUGCUGUUCUUGACAGACUGUGAAAUGACUUUUGGUAAGGUGAUUGGUGUGGAUCAUCCAGGCGAUUAUCGAGGCUCUCUCAAACUGUCUCUUGCACCAGGGUCUGUACUUGUAAUGCAGGGAAGAUCAACUGAAUUUGCGAAAUAUGCAAUUCCAUCCAUCCGGAAGCAGCGAAUACUCGUUACUUUUACAAAGUUACAGCUGAGAAGAAUCAAGUCUGGUGAUAGUCAACGUUUCCCUUCAUCAGCAGGAGGUCCCGUCUCCCAGUGGGUUCCUCCUAGCAGGUCACCAAAUCAUAUACGUCGUCCUUUUGGGCCCAAGCAUUAUGGUUCCAUGCCAACAACUGGUGUAUUACCUAUUCCAGGUGUUCGUCCGCAGUUUGCUCCUGCAAAUAUGCAGCCAAUUUUUGUUCCCGCCACGGUUGCACCAGCUAUGCCUUUUCCAGCACCAGUUGCCCUUCCACCUGCCUCAGCUGGAUGGGCCGUACCUCCUCUUAGGCAUCCCCCACCGCGACUGCCACUCCCUGGCACUGGCGUUUUCCUUCCUCCAGGCUCUGGAACAUCAUCCACUGACAACAUUCCUGCUGAAAAUGCUGGUCCUCUUAGUGAUUCAACUGUUUCUCAGAAAGUCAAUUCAGGUAGUAGUGAAGUACAAACACAAGAGUGCAAUGGAAAGGCAGAUGUUAGUGAUGCAGAGAUACCAGUGGCUUAUGAAGAACGACACUAACGUGCUGAUUUCAGCAGUGCAGAAACCAAGGUGGAAAAAUGGUAAAUGCAUCGUUGGAGCAGAAGGUUUACACUACAAACUGCAGUGAGUUUGAAGAAAAUGUAAAGAGCAGAGCAGCAAUUGUUCAGAGUUAUACUUCCAGCAGAGCAAGGGAAGGAGAGUUAUCUCUUCUUCAUGCUCUUCUUUUUUGUUGUCUUGUCAAACAUAAUUAUACAUAUAUAUAUCUUAUAUUAGAUGAGGAAAACUUAGUUACAAAACUUUAUUGUAGCUUCACAGAAAAAUUUCAACUCAUUAUAUAGAAGUAAUGAGUAGUAGUAUUUCUCUUCUCAUAU
Solanum stenotomum is the source of this 2635-nucleotide messenger RNA. Its product is annotated as RNA demethylase ALKBH10B. The coding region runs from base 387 to 2303 and encodes 638 amino acids. The record is from RefSeq and is a predicted model, not a curated record. NCBI's taxonomy places the organism in Eukaryota, Viridiplantae, Streptophyta, Magnoliopsida, Solanales, Solanaceae. Gene Ontology annotation, molecular function: mRNA binding; demethylase activity. The transcript is spliced from 8 exons. Gene Ontology annotation, biological process: mRNA catabolic process.